AUGGAUCGAUUUUAACCGUAAAUCUUUAUUCGGGUGGGUCUCGCCUCAUGCCCCAUUGGAAUCAAUAAAGAACCCUAAAAUUUCUCGCCAUUCACUGUCCACUGUCAUACUAUGAGAGUGACCAAGUGAGAGAAAGCGUGAUUACGAGGAUUGCAAAGGGGCUAGGGUUAUCACACUCACAAAUCCAAAGGUGUUCUCCUCAGUAACGAGUCACGAGUCACAUCGCUCAAGCUCAACCCACAACCAUUGAGCAUCGGCGAUUACAACCUCCAUCCGAUCUCCGACCUCCGACCUCCAACCUCCUUGACUUUUUGUCCAGCUGUACUUCUGAUCUUCAUCGUCCUCCUCGCUCCUCUCCUCAACUGGGAUAAAAAUGGUACUAAUGUCUCAGGCAAGUCCAUCCCAUGGCAUUCGUACUGAGAUUUUGCUAUGUAAAUCAUCUGUAAACAACACGAGUGCAUUUAGACCUAGGAUCUCAACCAUUACCUUUCCAUGGGAUUCCUCCUCCAAGAGUAGCCAAAAGAUGCAUCAUGUAGAUGCCAUUGGUGUAAAAUCCAAACGAGGAAAUCAAGUAAUUGUUGCUGCAAGUCCUCCCACAGAGGAUGCAGUGGUUGCUACAGACCCACUUACAAAAGAAGAUCUUGUGGGUUACCUUGCUUCUGGAUGCAAGCCUAAGGAAAAUUGGAGAAUAGGAACUGAACAUGAAAAGUUUGGGUUUGAGCUGAAAACAUUGAAGCCUAUGACAUAUGGACAAAUAGCAGAUCUGCUGAAUGCUAUUUCUGAGAGAUUUGACUGGGAGAAAAUCAUGGAAGGAGACAAUAUAAUUGGGCUUAAACAGGGAAAACAAAGUAUAUCUUUGGAACCUGGUGGUCAGUUUGAGCUUAGUGGUGCUCCUCUUGAAACACUCCAUCAAACCUGUGCAGAAGUGAAUUCACACCUUUACCAGGUGAAAGCUGUUGCUGAAGAGAUGGGAAUUGGAUUUAUAGGAAUUGGUUUCCAGCCAAAAUUGGAAAGAAAAGAUAUACCUAUAAUGCCUAAGGGAAGAUAUGAGAUAAUGAGGAAUUACAUGCCUAAAGUUGGUACUCUUGGACUUGACAUGAUGUUCAGGACAUGUACUGUUCAGGUGAAUCUGGAUUUCUCUUCUGAAGCAGACAUGAUAAGGAAGUUCCGUGCUGGUCUUGCUUUACAACCUAUUGCUACUGCACUGUUUGCAAAUUCACCAUUUACAGAAGGAAAGCCAAAUGGUUAUCUCAGCAUGAGGAGUCAAAUUUGGACGGAUACUGAUAACAAUCGUGCUGGGAUGCUUCCUUUUGUGUUUGAUGAUUCUUUUGGGUUUGAGCAAUAUGUGGAAUAUGCCCUGGAUGUCCCUAUGUAUUUUGUGUAUCGCAAGCACAAGUAUAUCGACUGUGCUGGAUUGUCCUUCAGGGACUUCCUGGCAGGAAAACUUGGUCCAAUUCCAGGAGAAUAUCCAACUCUGAAUGAUUGGGAGAAUCAUCUCACAACAAUAUUUCCUGAGGUGAGACUGAAAAGGUAUUUGGAAAUGAGGGGUGCUGAUGGAGGACCAUGGAGGAGGUUAUGUGCAUUGCCUGCAUUUUGGGUGGGCAUAUUGUAUGAUGAUGUUUCUUUGCAAAAAGUUUUGGACAUGACGGCUGAUUGGACUGCAGAAGAAAGGCUAAUGUUGAGAAAUAAGGUGCCUGUAAGUGGUCUGAAAACCCCAUUCCGUGAUGGAUUGCUGAAACAUGUUGCUGAAGAAGUUGUAAAUUUUGCAAAGGAUGGGCUUGAGCGGAGAGGAUACAAGGAAACAGGAUUUUUAAAUGAAGUGGCAGAGGUUGUUAGAACAGGUUUAACACCAGCAGAGAAGCUCCUGGAGUUGUACCACGGGAAAUGGGGACAAAAUGUGGAUCCUGUAUUUGAGGAACUGCUCUACUAACUACUAAGAAGAAGAUUGUUGUCCAUAUUUCCUCCUCUUAUUCUGUAUGUUGUUUUGUUUUUUUUUUCCUAAUAAAAAAGACCUUUUGGUUUCUUUCUACACUGUAUGUUAUGAAAUACACCACAUGAUGUAUAUGUGUUUGUAGGAAUAAGCUGUGAAACCAAUGAUAUAUGAUGAUGGAAAAACAUGCGAUCAUUGUUAUUAUUGCAGCAGUCAGUCAGUGAGUUGUACACCUACCUGCAAUAACUCAACUUACGAAUGAAUGAUCUGUGUCUGUGUACACUUUUGUUUUUAGUUUUGUAAGAAAAUAUUGUUGUACUGAAUUAUGAAACUGAAGCAUCUUUAUCUUUA
Lactuca sativa (garden lettuce) is the source of this 2281-nucleotide messenger RNA. The record is from RefSeq and is a predicted model, not a curated record. Lineage: Eukaryota; Viridiplantae; Streptophyta; Magnoliopsida; Asterales; Asteraceae.